AUGGUGGUGCCAUCCGCUUCAGCCGACGAUGCGAUAAAUAGGGCCGACGAUCUUAGAGCGGAACCUGAACUCCCAGAAGGGCCAACAGAUAGCCAUGUGCUGUCCCAGGUUGAACAGGACGAAAAAGGACUCUCACAGAAAGCUGGCGAGACUAGAGAAAUCACCGACCUCGGAUGGAACGAACCUCACGAUUUCAUUGCGAAACCUCUGGUGGCCGGGAUAUCAAAUGAUGACUUGUGGAUGCUCAUUAGACGAUUUGAUAAGGUCUGCCCUGAACCUCCUCAAGUCUAUCGAGUCAAAGCAGUCCCCGAUGCUCCGUUACAGCGGCUAGAUCUCUCGCGAACAGACGACGAUGAAUUCUCACCGGAUAAACUCAGAGCUACGCUUGAACGCUUUUACAUCACUGUUAUUGUCGGCGUGACCAAUUGCGUCAAGCAUAUUGCGCGGCUACGAUCUUGGAGGGAGCCACGACGUACUGCUGCCUUUUGCACGGUCUAUCUCCUAUCAUGGGCUCUAGAUCUGCUUGUACCAACUAUGCUGGCGACUGCAAUUGUCCUGGUGAUAUACCCACCCUCUCGGCCACUCUUAUUUCCCCCAGCCCCAAUUGCUCUGGUCGACAAAGAUACGGGUGGUGUACAAAAGCCAAAGGCCGGCAUUCUUGGAUCCCAUGACAGCAUCACCGGUGCACCAGAGAAAUUUAAGGGGGAGGCAGCCGAACAAGAGGCUAGUAAUUGGGUAACCAGUGUUGCCAGCGUUGCUGUGGGUGGCGCUGCGGGGAAGCAUGAACAAGCUGUGCCUGAAGAUGCACCCUUCGAAGACGAUGUGCCAGAUGCGAUGGACAUCGUUACCAAUACAGCAGAUGCGCAACGCGCCGCCCAUGGAAAUGUGCCAUCGGAUUCCCAUGAUAAGACUCGACAGCCUAUGAAGCAAAGCGUGAUGGAUGGUGCGAACCUUGCGAUGCAGGUUGUAGGGGAUAUCACUGAUACUUAUGAGAAGAUGGGCAACGCUCUAUCUGCGACUGCACCGUUUCCUCGAUUGCAACCUCGCCUUCGCCUGGUGGCCGUCCUGGGCCCAGCGUGCCUUCUUUCACUUGUUACAUCUAGCUACGCUUUUAUGAAGCUCAGCACAUUUUUCAUUGGCUUUGCCUUCUUCGGAGAUCCUAUCAUCAGCCGUGGGGUCUCAUACCUGAAUCGCCGCUUCCCUAAUUGGCAGAAGCUCAUUGAAUUGCAAAAUUCCAUCCUCAAGGGUAUUCCGACAAACGCUCAGCUGACCGUUACUCUUCUCCGCAUCGGCGAGGCCAAUGCAUCCCCACUUCCGCCGCCUCCAACCUCGCAGGAGAAGGUGCCUGAACGGCCAGCCUCUUUGGAUCAUGAGCAGCUGACUUUAGAUGCCUCGGGUGAGGAAAUAAACGAGGCAGCCCUCGUCAAACCUGCCGAGCCCACUCAGGAGGCCGAGGUCCCAUCAGAGAAGAGCCACAAAAAGACAUGGGCAUCUAGCGUGGUGGGCUUCUUCCGAGGGACCACUGCCACCGGCGUGGAAAGCAAGAGAGGCCUUGAUCGCUUCCGAGCAGCAAUCGGCUCACGUCAUGCCAAGGAGCGCGUCGGCGUCCUACGCGACAAGGGCAAGGUGAGUACGCCAAAUGGUCCUGUGGCAUUUGACGCGCGAUGGAAAGGAAAGCGCGGCACUGUCAUUAUCGAUUCUACCAAAGAGCCUGCACUGCUGUACUUCACCACCGACAUACCGACAGAUGGAGAGGUGCGAGUGGAGACUCGCAAGGCUGGAUCGGUCCUGUUUACCAUGCCGGUCAAUGAGAUCCAGGAGAUGAGAAAGCUGGGCGGUCUGGGAUGGAAAGGCAAACUGGUUGUCGGUUGGGCUCUUGGUAGUAAGGUGGUUGUUGAUGGGCUGCUCAUCACUGGCACGAAGCCUGCGCAGUCCUACCACCUCACGGCUAUGGGGACCAGGAACCAACUAUUCAAUCGGCUUGUUGCAAUCGACGGACAGGUUUGGAUGACCUGUUGA
Molecule: messenger RNA, 2019 nt
Organism: Penicillium bovifimosum
Lineage: Eukaryota; Fungi; Ascomycota; Eurotiomycetes; Eurotiales; Aspergillaceae
Product: DUF3292 domain-containing protein
Exons: 5
Coding region: 1-2019 (672 amino acids)
Source: RefSeq, a predicted model, not a curated record